Oncorhynchus keta (chum salmon) is the source of this 885-nucleotide messenger RNA. RefSeq lists its product as uncharacterized. Bases 1 to 885 code for a protein of 294 amino acids. The record is from RefSeq and is a predicted model, not a curated record. NCBI's taxonomy places the organism in Eukaryota, Metazoa, Chordata, Actinopteri, Salmoniformes, Salmonidae. The transcript is spliced from 2 exons.
AUGGAACAGGAGAGUCCCCACCCUAUGCACUACACCCACAGUGACAGAGGAGAGUCCCCACCCUCCAGACCACACCCUAUGCACUACACCCACAGUGACAGAGGAGAGUCCCCACCCUCCAGACCACACCCUAUGCACUACACCCACAGUGACAGAGGAGAGUCCCCACCCUCCAGACCACACCCAAAAUGGAACAGGAGAGUCCCCACCCUAUGCACUACACCCACAGUGACAGAGGAGAGUCCCCACCCUCCAGACCACACCCUAUGCACUACACCCACAGUGACAGAGGAGAGUCCCCACCCUCCAGACCACACCCUAUGCACUACACCCACAGAGACAGAGGAGAGUCCCCACCCUCCAGACCACACCCUAUGCACUACACCCACAGCGACAGAGGAGAGUCCCCACCCUCCAGACCACACCCUAUGCACUACACCCACAGCGACAGAGGAGAGUCCCCACCCUCCAGACCACACCCUAUGCACUACACCCACAGUGACAGAGGAGAGUCCCCACCCUCCAGACCACACCCUAUGCACUACACCCACAGCGACAGAGGAGAGUCCCCACCCUCCAGUCCACACCCUAUGCACUACACCCACACGACAGAGGAGAGUCCCCACCCUCCAGACCACACCCAAAAUGGAACAGGAGAGUCCCCACCCUACACUACCCCACAGUGACAGAGGAGAGUCCCCACCCUCCAGACAACACCCUAUGCACUACACCCACAGAGACAGAGGAGAGUCCCCACCCUCCAGAUCACACCCUAUGCACUACACUCACAGUGACAGAGGAGAGUCCCCACCCUCCAGACAACACCCUAUGCACUACACCCACAGCGACAGAGGAGAGUCCUCAGAGUUUAUUGCUGGAGACUAG